AUGGACCGGUCCAACUCGCUAGCUUCAGACGUCAAAUUCACCUCGGACCAGCUCGAGUAUCAGCCUGAUCUCGAUGCCAUCAAGGAAGACAACGAUCAAGUGGGAUACAAUACCUUCAAGGCGGCGCAGGAAUCGGGUUACGAGCCGACCCCCGCCGAGUCCAAGCGGGUGCUUCGUCGUAUCGACCUCUUCAUCCUCCCCAUCUUCACCUUCACCCAAUGUCUACAAUUCAUGGACAAAUCAGCUCUCAACUAUGCCAACUUGUUCGGAUACCAAGCGGCCCUAGGCCUCAAGGGCUCCGACUACUCGUGGCUCGGUGGCGGCUUCUACAUCGGCUACCUCGUUGCACAAUUUCCUAUGGGAUAUCUCCUCGGUCGCUUCCCAGCUGGUCGGGUUCUCGGCAUCUGCUGCUUCUUUUGGGGCCUCGUCGUCCUCCUUUCCACCCAGGCCCUCAACUUCAAAUCCGCCCUGGCGGUCCGGAUCGCGCUUGGGAUGAUGGAGGCGGUAGUCACUCCGGGUCUCAACCUGAUGACUGGGUUCUGGUACACCAAGAAAGAAACGCCCAAUAGGCAGACUCUAUGGUAUUCUGCCCUCGGUCUCGGCGGUAUCAUUGGGGGCUUUAUAGCUACCGGUAUCGCUACUCGCACGUCUACGCCAGCGGUACCUAACUGGACUGUCAUCUUCUACAUCCUCGGUGCCAUGACCAUGGCCUGGGCUUUCGUGCUCUACUUCUUCCUUGCCGACUCCCCCUCCAAGGCAUUCUGGCUCAACCAGGAGCAGAAGUACAUUGCUGUUCAGCGUGUAUCGGCGGGUAUGGUUGGCAUCAAGAGCCGAAAAUUCAAGCCGGCCCAAGUGUGGUCAGCCUUGCUCGACCCCAAGACCUGGCUCCUCUUCGCCGCCACCUUCGCCACUUCCAUCCCUACCGGAGUACUCUCCAACUUCUCUACCGUCAUCAUCCGCGACAUGGGCUUUACCGAUCUUCAAGUCACCCUUCUGGACGUCGUGCGCAACGUCUUCCAGAUGAUCGGCGUCAUCGGUGCCGGCUGGUUCGCGACUCGGUUCGCCAACACCCGCAUCAUCAUGUGCACCUUUGGCAACCUUGUCUGCGUCACAGCCUCGGCAUGCCUCGCCUUCCUCCCGGACAGCGCAAAGUGGCCUCGUCUCGUCGCUCUCUGGUUCACCAACUUCCAAUCUAUCGGCUUUGUGCUCGGUCUCGUCAUGAUCUCCAGUAACAUCGGUGGAUACACCAAGAAGCAAUUCACAUCCGGCAUGGUCUUUGUUGCGUACUGCGCAGGCAACAUCGCAGGUCCGCAAUUUGUCUACCCCGCCGAAGCGCCCCGGUACAAGAGCGCCACCGCAGCCAUGCUCGCCAGCUACUCGAUCAAGACCGUCUGUCACCUCCUGCUGGGACUCUACAUGUGGAACGACAACAGGCGCCGGAACAAUAAGGCGGCAGGUGCAGCGGUAGAUGAGAAGCGGGGCGCGGAGGCGGGGAUGCUGGAUCUUACCGAGUUUGAUAAUCCAGAUUUCAGGUAUGUUUUGUAG
Molecule: messenger RNA, 1545 nt
Organism: Dioszegia hungarica
Lineage: Eukaryota; Fungi; Basidiomycota; Tremellomycetes; Tremellales; Bulleribasidiaceae
Product: MFS general substrate transporter
Exons: 5
Coding region: 1-1545 (514 amino acids)
Biological process (GO): dipeptide transport; tripeptide transport; transmembrane transport
Cellular component (GO): plasma membrane
Molecular function (GO): dipeptide transmembrane transporter activity; allantoate transmembrane transporter activity
Source: RefSeq, a predicted model, not a curated record